AUGGAUCGAACGGAAGAAACUGCUCGCGUAUCCCCGGACAACGACUCGCAAGGAAAGGUGGCGAUGGUCAAGCAAGAAGGAGACGAGGAUCUUUGCAAGCCUCUCGCGGCGAAAGCAACUCCCAAGAUGAUCCCACAGAAAGCUGCUCGCAGGCGGUUCAUUAUCCGUCAAAAUUCUGUGCGGCGCUUCGGACCUGGCACGAAAUCGAACCUAGUCAUUGGCAAGAUGGCCUUCGUUAGGCUUUGCCAGUCUGUUGCCUCUGAGAUUGGUCAUCGUCGCCUUCGCUUUGAUGGGGCUGCAAUGAACGCGGUUCAAGAAGUAUGCGGAGCCUUCCUCGUCAAUUAUUUCUCCGCCCUUAAUGUUAUUGAGAAUCGUGCAAACCGUGCCACGGUCAUGCUCACCGACGCCGCACUUUUGAAGCAGGCGUUGGACGUCCUCGAGCUUACUCCGAAAGAAAAACCUACAAGCAAUUAG
Molecule: messenger RNA, 474 nt
Organism: Trichoderma breve
Lineage: Eukaryota; Fungi; Ascomycota; Sordariomycetes; Hypocreales; Hypocreaceae
Product: core histone h2A/H2B/H3/H4 domain-containing protein
Exons: 3
Coding region: 1-474 (157 amino acids)
Cellular component (GO): nucleosome
Molecular function (GO): structural constituent of chromatin; protein heterodimerization activity; DNA binding
Source: RefSeq, a predicted model, not a curated record